Messenger RNA from Aspergillus calidoustus, 1239 nucleotides. The record is from the annotation of a GenBank genome assembly. Lineage: Eukaryota; Fungi; Ascomycota; Eurotiomycetes; Eurotiales; Aspergillaceae.
AUGGAGAUGUUUGAUUUCCAGCUGAAGGUCCCUAAUGUUCAUCUACUACCAGAGUCCACCGACCAGGCUGAAGCGCCGUCGAUAGUGGGGUGUGUGUCGAUGGCGAUUCCAACAUCAGAUCUACCGGGUUUGUCUGGUAGCCUACCCCGGAUCGCAGUCAGCUUGGUGCGAUGCGUCAAGAUAGAAGAAUUCAAUUCGACAACCACAAGGCACAGGGAGACCAAGCCGCGGAAAAUACGACUUUGGAAAGAAUCGCCUCCCAGGGGACAAACAACACCCGUCAUGCGUCAAACAUGGCGAGCUCACCGCCAGGCCAUCGCUCGCAAUGACAUCUGUCACGCACCGGAUGAGAUAGAUUGUCAUGGCGGCGAAGGCCGAACGUGGCUAAGAUUCAUCUUCCACAUCCCUAUUCCGGCCAAUCUUCCCCCAACCAUAGACAGUGUCGGCGGAAGCAUAUCAUACACCGUCGAGGCUACAGUAUCAACCCCUGCCCCCGGGGCAGAGCAACCGCAACUGCAGGCAUCUCAACCCAUCGACAUGGUGCACUGUGCAAUACCGCGCACGAUAACUCACCUGCGGCGCUACCCGGGUGAUUCUGUCACCACGCAGCUAGACAUCACUCCACUGUCCACGGAGAAAGGGAUAACAUACGCUCUUCACUGGCUAGCCCGGUCGACUGUCUCGCGUGGCGAACGGGCAUCGGAUCUUAAAUAUAUCAUCGCGAAAGAGUUGCAUUGGUCGAUCGAGGAAACUGUCAAGUGCGUCGGCAUUAAUCGUCAAACGAGGACUUGCCUACACCAGUACACUCGCCGAUUAUCCGAGGGGCGGCUUAAAGGCCGGUGGGUCGCGCCGGGUGGAUCGCAAGAUGGGAAAGAUUCUAUCAAAAUCCCCUUCGAAGUCAGUGUACCUCGAGGUAUCGGUGUGUCGGAUACUACCACCAGCUUGGCUUCCUACCAACGCCAUCAUUCAACACCGGACCUCGAAAGUGAGGAGGAACAAUUGGCAGUUACGGUGGAUCAUCGGUUGAACUUAGAGGUUGUGACGGGGGAGGAUACCUUUCACCAGGGAACAGGCGACCUGUUGGAUCGUCGCUACCCAGUAAAGUCCUUUAAAGCAACCUUUCCCCUCUUGGUUCGGCAAAAUGUCUGUGAGAAGUCCCCUAGCCCAGGUCAGACGAGUGAAAUUCCUCCGCUGUACGAGGAGCCCUACACAGCGCCACCUGCUUAUGAAGGAUCCUGA